Molecule: messenger RNA, 4080 nt
Organism: Erpetoichthys calabaricus (reedfish)
Lineage: Eukaryota; Metazoa; Chordata; Cladistia; Polypteriformes; Polypteridae
Gene: sema3h
Product: sema domain, immunoglobulin domain (Ig), short basic domain, secreted, (semaphorin) 3H
Exons: 17
Coding region: 318-2639 (773 amino acids)
Biological process (GO): positive regulation of neuron migration; negative chemotaxis; negative regulation of axon extension involved in axon guidance
Molecular function (GO): neuropilin binding; semaphorin receptor binding; chemorepellent activity
Source: RefSeq, a predicted model, not a curated record
UUCAGCCUGGGCAGAGUCAAGUGCAGCUCUUAGGGUUAGACGGAGCCUCGCCUGCACAUGACCAGAAGCUGCGCUGUGCUACUAAGCCCCUCGGCGUCCCAGCUAAACGCUCUCCAGCUCGGGAGACAGCUGACGUGCGCCAGAGAUCUGUGCCGCCUUCUGGCUGGAUCUGCCAAGGAAAAGCACUAACUGCUAGUGGGACUCCUCAUCACCAAGGGGCCACUGACCCCCAGCAUAUUUUACAGCUUUUUCUGUCUAGACCCCCCUAAGACUUGGAGAUAAGAAGACAGCUUUUGGAACAGUGCCUCUUGGGUCUCAUGCUGAGAAGGGGGCGGUGCGGCUGUGCGAUGGAAGCAGCCCUCGCUCUUCAGCUGUUCCUGCUACUUGGCAUGGGCCAGCGUUUCAGCAGCGCCUGGAAGCCGUCGCAGCCCAGACUGCAGUUCACCUUCACGGACAAUGUCCACAACCAGCGGAUUGUGCCUUUGCUCUUCAGAGCUGGGGAUUUGCACUCAAUCCUUAUGGAUGAAGACAAUAGGAAGUUGUAUGCAGCCACCAAAGACCACCUGGUCUCCACCAAUCUUGACAACAUCAGCCUUGGCGUGAAGAAGCUGUAUUGGCCAGCCACAUCAGACCGCAUUGAAGAAUGUAAGAUGGCAGGGAAAGACCCAGAGAUGGACUGUGCUAACUUCAUUAGGGUCCUGCACCCUUUUAAUCAGACCCAUCUGUACAUGUGUGGCACGGGAGCAUUUCACCCCCGCUGUGCUUUUAUUAAUACUGCUGUCUUUGACCGAAAUGAACAGCUCAUCCUCAGACCUGAGCAAACAGAGUGUGGAAAAGGGAAAUGUCCAUAUGACCCACGACAAAGAACAGCCACAAACAUGAUAGAUGGAGAGCUGUAUGCUGGCAUUUCUUCUGAUUUCAUGAGCAGGGAUGCUGCAUUCUUUCGGAGCCUGGGCAACAAGCAUGUCAUCCGGACUGAGCAGUAUGACUCCAUGUGGCUGCAAGAUCCCAAGUUCAUUAAGGUGGCUGCCAUCUCAGAGAGUAACAACCAGGAAGAUGACAAGGUGUAUGUGUUCUUUACAGAACGUGCUCAGGAAGCAGAGAAUGGAGGUAGCAAGGUCAUAUAUUCCAGGGUGGCACGUGUUUGCAAGAAUGACAUUGGAGGACAACGCAGUCUAGUCAAUAAAUGGAGCACCUUCCUCAAAGCCAGACUCAUCUGCUCCAUCCAGGGGCCGGAUGGCAUCCAGACACACUUUGAUGAGCUUCAGGACAUUUUCAUUCUCUAUGGAAAGGAUGCAAAGAAUCCCUUAAUCUACGGGCUUUUCACAACAUCCAGUAAUAUUCUCAAUGGCUCAGCAGUAUGCUUGUACAAAAUGGAAGACAUUGUGACUGCCUUCAAGGGACACUUUUUGCAUAAGGAAGGUCCGGAGUACAAGUGGACAGAGUACAGCGGCCGAGUCCCCUUUCCACGGCCUGGCACGUGUCCCAGCAGAACUUAUGGAAACUACCGGUCUACUCGGGAAUACCCAGAUGAUGUCAUCUUCUUCAGUCGCACACACCCACUUAUGUUUGAUGCCAUCUACCCAGUAAAUCAUCACCCCCUGCUGGUGAGGGUGGGUGUGGACUACAAGUUCACCAGGCUGGCAGUGGACAGUGUUGAAGCAGUUGAUGGGCAGUAUCAUGUGAUGUUCAUUGGAACAGACACAGGGGUAGUUAUGAAGUCAAUCUACGUACCUGGAACCAACCAGGACACCCAGGAGAUCACGCUGGAGGAGCUGGAGGCCUUCCCAAAUAAGUCUGCAAUCACAGCGAUGGAGAUUUCCAAAAAGAAGCAGUGGCUGUAUGUUGGUUCCAAAGAUGGACUGGUCCAGCUGAGCCUCUACCAGUGUGAGCUGUAUGGAAAAGCUUGUGCCGAAUGCUGUCUAGCACGGGACCCCUACUGCACUUGGGAUGGCCACUCCUGCAGCCCCUUUAUUUCAUUUCCCAGGCGGCGGAAUGCAAGGCAAGCUGGAGUGAUCCGCAACCCUCUGACUCAGUGCUUUAGUCAAGGAGCUGCCAUGCAAACCAAAGCAGAGGAGAAAGUGAUAGUUGUAGCACCGGGCAACAGCACCUACCUGGAGUGCCUACCAAAAUCUCGUCAUGCCACAGUCACCUGGAUGAGAGAAGGGAUUGAGUCUCCUCGGGAGUUGCAAAUGGUGAUUGCUACAGAAGAGCUGCUACUGAUUGAACAGGGCAUUCUGAUUCGGAAUGCCAAGAUGACACAUGCAGGCACCUACUACUGCCAGCUAGAGGAACACAGCUUCCGUUGGACUGUGCUGAAAGUUAAACUCAUAGUACAGCUUCCAGAAGAAGUGGACAAUUGGACUGUCCAGGAACAGGUCCCAGCGGCCUUCAGCCACAACCAUCAACCUUGGUACCGGGACUUCAUGGCACUCGUCAACUACCCUUCUAAGAUGGACUAUUACUGUGAAAAUGUGUGGCACAGAGAGGCCAAGAAGAAAAAGAAUAAGUUGAGGUCAGCUGGAGGUGGCAGCAAUGAGUGGCACAAGCCAGGGGGUAUGCCUGGAAAGAAAGGCCGAAACAAGCAGCAACCCAGGGCAUUGAGAUCACCUCGCAGUUCACUGCUCACCAGAUGGUGACUUUCUUGAAGCUUGGCUCAUAGCACAUUUAUUUAUUGUAUUUUAUUGUUCUUAUACAUUCACAUGUUUGUUUUUCUAAUUUAAAGUAAAUGUUUCUGUCAUUAUUUAUGGACAGCAUGGACUAGUACGCUAGAUUCUUCACAUAAAUAUGGAGACCCAAGUAGGUGAGAAGACAACCUGCUCAAAGACAUUUGUGUUCUACCUUGCUAGGGGAAAAGGAGUCCUGUUUUCCAACUUUCAUAUGACAUCUGGUUAAAGUGGUAGCCCUAGCCAUGUCAGUAAACAUGCUGGAGUUAGACUGACGUCCUUGUCAUGAUAGACAGCACUGAUUUGCUGUAAAGUCUCUCAUUUUUGCCUUAAUAAUUCAGUCCCAUCUGGCACACCAUCUUUAUUUCACUGUAGCACCCACAAAUUUGUCUCUAGCUUAUCCCUACAUUAAUUUGUUGCUUUGGAUGUGUCUGUCAUAUGAAGGCUUUAGCCACAAAAUGAUCAUCAUCAUGUCAUGACAAGUAGGAGGAGGAGUUUACAAGCCAACUGUAAAGGGUAAAGAUGAGACUGGACUUUGACUGACCUUCUGAAAAAGAACCAGGAUUCAGCUCUGCCCAGAAGGAAACAGGACUGCAUUCAAAUGUUUGUUCACAGGACUUUUUUAUUCCAAAGGAGCAGAAGGGCUGAAUCUUUCCAUACAUAAUUUGGAUGAAGAGACUGGCUGUUGAGGAGCAAAACAAAAAAAGUUAAUCUGCUAAGAAACAGUUUGCUCUGUUCCAGGAAUGACAUUUCACAAUGACCCAAAGCAUCUCAGAGGAAAAGCCCAGGUGCUUCAGUCUCAUGGAUAAACCUGACAAUCAUUUUCUGAAAUACAAGCUCCAUUUCGACAAUUUUAAGCAAUAUGAAAGUCAUAGGCUGCUGCUAGGCCAGGUUGCUUCAGGAUACCCACUAAACCUCUUUAUUGUGACUCCUCAAAUCCUGAGGCUCUCUUAUUAUGAGACAUCAUCUCCAAAGAGACAAUAAAACAGUCAAGAGUAUUGGACCAGUGACAGAUCAGUGACAUACAAAGCCAGUGACACACACAAAAGCUUCUUAAAGGUUAUUCACGCCACUCACAUAUUCCUGACACCCACCUUUUCUUUCUACUUUGUCUUCAGUAGACCAGGAACCAGCACGAAUGAUUUUUGCUGGUGUUGGUCUGGACUGUUUGUGUGCAUUGGCUUUAAAUGAAAGACAGCAGAAAUAAAUCAUAAGUGCCUGGAGAGACCCCCUGCGAACCCCAAAUGCCAUAGUGAAUGAAGACUCUGUUAGAGACAGCUGCCCAAGUCAUGCUCUGUCCCAGUGAGGGGCUGACUCAUAGACCUCUGCUGAACACAGCAGCAAACUUUAUGCAAACUGAUUUUUUGUAUGUUUUUUUUUUUGUGUAAUAAUGUAAAAAAAGAAGUUUUUUUAA